This is a messenger RNA of Acanthoscelides obtectus, 480 nucleotides long. The record is from the annotation of a GenBank genome assembly. Lineage: Eukaryota; Metazoa; Arthropoda; Insecta; Coleoptera; Chrysomelidae.
AUGGAGAACGAACCUGAUGUCUCACUUUUGAAAAGUGAUGCCCAAGUGGCAUCAAUUGAGGAUCCUAGAAUUUUGCUCCAUGCAAUUGUAGUGGUAGGGGUAAUCGCGCUGAUAGCAAACCAUUUUUCCUCCGUAUAUCCAGUUCGGCCGGCUUUGGUGCAACACAUGGCUGGUUCUUGGAAGGUCUGCGAAUCUGCGCAUAUAUGGAGAACCAGAACUACUUGGAUCGCCGAUGAAUCUCCUUCCACUAUGAAAGAAUCUCCUUCGAUAGCCUGGGAUGUCCUUAAAUUGUUCCAGCAGCAAGAGGCCUAUAACAUGUUUAACGACCAAGCAUACAUAACAGGGGGACUGAAAAAAAUAAUCACUCAACAACUCAAUGCCGAGAGUAGUGAAACCCACCCCAAAAGAAAAGUUUUGGAUAGAUAUGCAAAAACGGAAAGACCUGUGUUCGAUGACUCGGAUUCUGAAGACGAAAACUAA